AUUAUUCUCGUUUCGCAACGUGGCAGUGUAUUGCAGAUCAAGGUUCCUCUGUAUCUAAUAAAAUUCGUCUUUUGUUUCGCUAGUGUUAUGUGCCUAAAAAGGUCAAUGAACAGCCUCGGUAUUUCUACAACCACUUCUUUUAUAACAUGUCAUGUCGUAUUUAAAGCUAAUUUAUUAUGUAUUUAAUACCCUUGGCAUAAGGUUCAAAUUAAAUGUGAAUCAUUGCCAAUGAGGACUUUACGUUUUUCUAUUCAAACCACGAUGUGCAAAGUUAAGUUCGUCGUAGGUUACGAGGUUGUAUUAAUGCAAUUUGAACUUAGACUCAGAGUAUUACGUAUCGAAAUGUUUUGGCAUGAACGGGUUGUAUCGACAUUGUAUUAAAUUUAUCGGUUGGCAGUGACGGCCAAAAUGUUAGUUUGUUUAUCGUUAGCGUUCGUUCUUGACAGCGAAAAAGUGAAAACGGCUGCGGUGGCUGAGCGUUGCGAUUGUGAAACUAGGCUUCGCGCGAGGCCUCCGCGAUGGUGCGCGCGCGCACUCGCGCGGCCACUUAUGUAAUAGGAAACAGCAUGGAUUCCUUUUGACGAUCUCGAGUACCAUAAAGUCAACAAGUAUGCCAUCUAAGUACUUCAACAAUAACAAAUACCGAUCGAACGCAAUUUUCACUUUAGAAAUUUACAAACCAGUAUUUUUAGGUUAAGAUCACGAAAUCAAUUUCGCAUCGUUAAUGAUUCGCAAAAUGUUAUGCCAUUGACAUUCAACUCAAGCAAUUUGUAUGAAAUAUUUCAAUAUCAUACAGGUUCAAAUAUAUUCGAUUGAUUUUAAGAAUCGUAUGCUAAUUGAAGAACUUUCGUUCAAUACAGAUACCAUCGUUAUGAACGCACGCAUAUUUUUUUGGUAAUGUAUUCGCCGUCAUGCUGCGGCCUGCAAACCAAAAUUCACAACAAUAGCGAUGAUUUGUGUCAUUGACAUAACUAUUGUUCAUUGUUAAAAUUGACGUAGUUUUUUCUUUUGUACGGGCAGUUAAACUUUCUUGGGACAAAAGUUUAAUGCGACAGUCAUUUGUUUUAUAAUCAUUAUUAUAGCUUUCGUUUAAAUGUAAGAUACUAGAGAAGUCUUAUUUGUAGUAACUACGUUUUGUUUAAUAAAUUACCUUCCUGAAACUAACUUAUUAAUAUAGAUAUUACAAUAAAGGGAACUUGAAAUUUGUCUCGAAAUAUAAAACAAGACAGUAGCAUUAACACUCACAGAAUUCAAUAAUAUGAACAACUCUGAGUAAUAAAAUACUGAUCAACAUAAGUGCCCACACAAAUUUAACAAAAUCAUGUUUUUAGGACAGUCACGGUCAAUCGUCUAUUUAGCGAAAUAUAAAACGCGGAAACACUGCAGUACAUUAAUUUAGGUUCGCUUUGUAACGAUGUUUACCAAUGAGUGAGGUCGUUCACACCUUUAUCGCGCGAUUCGGCAAAAAUUCGAGUGUCACAGACAGUCCGUACUUUAAGAGAUCAUAACAAUACGUCACUUUGCAUGUAAUCGGUCAGCUAGCACAGUCUACAUCAGAUACAGCUAUUGAUUGCCUGCUAUCUUCUGGAAUGUGCAUAGCAACAAACAAUCAAAAUUAGUGAUUAUAAAUUUUAAGUACAUUUAGAAGUAUAUGAUCUGAAAAACAGACUGUUUUAAAUAGUGCCAGUGAUUUCAACAGUAACAUAACUUCCGUACUGAUUGUUUGAUACAGGUGUUCUAAAAUUCAACAUGCGAUCGCCAUAGUUUUAACUUACCUAUGUGUUGUUUCGUGAACUGUCGUCAUAACUAUAAAAAAGCACUUAUCAACAGCCGGUUGCCUUAUCAAACAAUGACUUUCGUGGUUUUGCUUAUUUCAAUAUAUUUUGACGAAUUACGCAAGAUUGUUGGUCGCCGCUUAAGGAAUAAUGACACUCAGCCGCGGCCCGUGUGACCUCGACAACAUGAGUCUGUUCCAAGACCUCAAACUUAAGAGGCGGAAAGUUGACUCCCGAUGUAGCAGCGAUGGCGAGUCGGCCGCCGAUACCAGCACGUCGUCGCCGGACCCCGGCCCGCCGUCGCCGCGCAUGGCCGAGGCGGGCUGCAGCACGCCGCCGCACCCGCCGCCCGUAUUCGACGGCGGUGGCUCCCCGACACCCUCGCCUGCUUGCCAUCCCACCGUUAUCCGCUCUGCGCCACCAUACUCCGUCAUCAAGUUUGAGGGUGCACAGGCCCCCGUCAAGGCGGAGUGUUCGCCAGCAAGCAACAAACCUGAUGCGACCCCACCUUCCCCGCUUUCCUCUGUAAAGCUUGAAGGAUCCCAAGAUUCCCAACAAUACAGGCAGCGUAUCCUCGCUCCCCCGCCGCCGGGCUCUCAUACUUCGCUAUCGCCGGGACCCUGGCCUCCCGCUGCCUGCAUAAAUGGUGUCAAACCAGAACUGAUCGGAGGACACUUCCCACCACAACAACUCGAACCCAAACCAGGCGUACGAGGAUCUGCACAAUGGCGCGGAACACCCGCUGUUAUUAUGGGCGAGUCUGGUGGAGUUCGAACGAUGUUCUGGACGCUGCCGGCACCCACGCCUAGCGGGGAACCGGCUGCGAGUGCAUCUCAUACCCCGACGCCACCCACACCUGACCCAGCUACCUGUAGCGAAGAGUCGGCUGCGAGACUACUACUUAACCUAGGUGGUGAGUUAAGGCGGCCACGUGGGCCUCCCUUGAACAUGGAAUUACUAUGGGCGGGUGACGUGUCGCAACUGCCGGCGCACCAGCAGAUCACCGCGCUGAACCUGAGCGCGGCGGCUGGUAAUGUGGCGGGCGCGUCACAGGUGGCGGGAGCGAGCGCGCUGGCACUACCCAGACCAGAACUUAGAGCUUAUGCACCUGAGGCUGAGCGAGAUGAAGAUGAACAACCAAUGAUCUGCAUGAUUUGUGAAGAUAAAGCCACAGGACUGCAUUAUGGCAUUAUCACAUGUGAGGGGUGUAAAGGUUUCUUUAAACGGACUGUACAGAACCGACGAGUUUAUACGUGCGUCGCUGAUGGUGGCUGUGAAAUAACAAAAGCGCAAAGAAAUAGAUGCCAAUAUUGCCGAUUCAAAAAAUGUAUUGAACAAGGAAUGGUUUUACAAGCCGUACGGGAAGACCGGAUGCCGGGCGGAAGAAAUAGCGGUGCGGUUUACAACCUGUACAAAGUAAAAUACAAAAAACACAAGAAAGCAAAUAAGGCAGCGACGACAACAAGCCGAGCGUCACCUCCUGAGAAGCCUAAAGACCCUUUACCGCCUAUCCCAUCACACCUCGUUAACGGCACCAUUCUUAAGACUGCACUCACAAAUCCUAGCGAGGUUGUCCAUUUAAGAGCACGGUUAGAAAGCGCCGUGUCAUCAUCGCGAGAUCGUUCUAUACCGCUCGAAAGGGCGUUACACAUGAUCCGAGCGCUGAUUGACUGCGAUGCCAUGGAGGACAUCGCGACGGUGCGACAUCUACCCGACCUGCUCCACGACACCUCAGAAAUUGGGGACAAGCUGUGUAAGAUCGGAGACUCGAUCGUACACAAAAUGGUGGCUUGGACGAAAAAACUACCAUUUAUCAUGGAAAUACCUAUGGAAAUACAUUCCAAGCUGUUGAUGGAGAAAUGGCACGAGAUCUCAGUACUGACGACGGCGGCGUACCAAGCGAUGCACGGGAAGCAUGCGCACGCGCCGCCCUCGUCGGACCAUGAACAAGACUUUAUGCAAGAGGUAAACGCCAACCUUCGGACGCUGCAGAACUGCCUGACCUCGCUGAUGGGGCGCCCCAUUACGCUGGAGCAGCUGCGGCUCGACGUGGGGCUGGUGGUGGAGAAGAUGACUCAAAUCACUUGCGUCUUCCGCCGCAUCCAGCUCCGCAUGGAGGAGUACGUCUGCCUUAAAGUCUACAUACUCCUUAAUCAGGAAAUUGAGUUGGAAGGUAUUCAGGAUCGCUACGUGCAGGUGUUGCGCAGUUAUCUGGAGCACGCUGCACCGCACCAUCCUGGGAGGCUGCAAGAACUCUUCGCUAGGAUACCUGAGAUCCAAGCGGCGGCGAACUUGUUGCUCGAGAGCAAAAUGUUCUAUGUACCUUUCGUGCUGAACUCGGCGGAGAUCAGAUAGUAUAUGGCGCAGCAGGGCGUCUAGUUCUCGAUGUACGAGCGGCUGACUCCCCGCCCGCGCCCGCUACCCCGCCGCACCCCCGUCUUAUGAUCGCACGCGCCACCAUGUGUUCACCGCCGCCGCGCCGCGCCCGCGCCCUGUGCAGCGCGCCCCGCGCCCUGGGCAGCGCGCCCCGCGCCCUGUGCAGCGCCGCGCCAGCACAAGAGUUCGUACAAAUGUUCCUACUCGAGCACCGACAAUAAGUGCGCCCCGCCAAGUGCGACGUUCAGUGACAGUUGAAGUCAACACAUUAGUGCGGUACAUUUAUACCUUUGUUGAGUCGAUGAGUGUAUUGGUUUAUUGUUUAGUAGAGGAAUUAAAACGUCCCAAUUGACAGACUGAUUUAUUAUUAAAAUAAUUAUUACGUAAGGUACCAGGGACUUGAAUGCGUGUUUUAUACGUGGUAGUGUAUACUACAUAGUGUUAAAUAGAAUAAAAUAUAUUAUAUUAUGUUACUAUUUAAAUUUGUCAGUCGGAGAAUCGCAUAAUAUAUUAUUUCUGUAAAUAUAGUUAAUACUUUACAAUAUAGAUAAGACGUUGUUUUAGACAGAAUUGUUUCUUGUAAAUGAAAUAUUGCUGUUUUAGUUUGCAUUUUAUAUUGUCUAGGAUAAACCAGUAGGUUAAUUACUGGGUGUGUAAUAUUGAGAAUUUCAAUUUAAUUUUAUAUGACUUGUUCGUACAUAAUGUAAGUAGCACUAAGUACCUACUCUCAGUGUUUACCAAGACUGCUUGUAUACUACUGUACUGUUUACACACUAAUAUAAAGCGGCGCGAUGGCACGCGCGGUUCUUAUAGUCACAACUUUUGCAUUUUUAUUGCCAAUAUUUCGCAUAACUCUAUACUUGUGCAUGUUUCGUUCUGAAUGUUUCUCUUCUUUAUUCUGGUCUAACUAGCUGUAAGGGUGGCGCGCGCGCCGCUGACGUCACGCGUGCGGCGCGUGCGCUGCGCACUCGAUGCAUUUCUAAGCUGACGACGUUAUCUUUAUGUGCGUAGGUGCUUCGGACAUUUAUUGAUCUUAUACUUUGCUUCCUUUGAUGUGUUCAAAUGUAAUUGUGCUCAAUGUACCGCGGUUUAGUUCGGAUAUUCAAAUUUAUAGUCAUCGUUUGUGUCAUGUCAUGUCGUAAACCAUUCAACAAUAUUUUUACGCAUCGUUCCUCUAUUAAAUGUAGAUACAUUAAAAUUGUGUACAUAUUGCGUUAAUCUCGAUUGCAUAACAUAUUACAUUGAUUUAAAUCAUACAAAUAGGGAUAAAUGCACGAAUCAUUAAUUUAGUAAGAGAACUGAGAACACUGCAAUCUAUGAAUUUAUUUCAUCACUCGUCAUCACUGCUUAGCCCUUUAGCAUUCCUUUACAUUUGUUAAGCCGUAAAUCUAAUUCCGUCAUCUCGUACCACGCAACUAACUGUCUUAAGAUUCAUGUACAUAAUAAUUUAAAGACCAAAUCAAUAACACCACUAACCAUACAUUUAUAACUAAAUAGGUGUAACUAAUAAUAGCUAAAUAUAUUUCUUGAUCACGAAAUACAUCAUGCAUCUUUAGCCUUCAGAAAUACUUGUAACGAUCAAUUAAUAUUAUCAGACUUUAUAAACACACCGACAGUAAUCAUUUAACCAGAUUCGUCCUGUUCCAUUCUAUUUUUAAAUUUAAAUUAAAUAAAAAUGUUUUUAAAUUUUCUGAAGUUGAUUUAUUAAGGACACACCCAAAAAGUUUCGUAGCAACUAAAAAUGCGCGGUGUAUAGAAUAUACAAAGACUUUCAACCUGACAAUUAUAAUCACUGCCCUUCAUUCUCUAACAAGUUAUUCGCCGUAACACUUUGUAUUAAUUAAUGUUAAAAUUUGUAAUAAACGUUCCAUCAACGGUGAACAGUUACCACUAGCUAUAGGGGGCGAUGUAUGCCUUGAUUAAAAUAAGUAAUUACAACCAAAAAGUUCGUUCUAAGGACUUAGGUUCUAGUUAAUUAGAUUUUUUUAUGACUUAGCUUUCUCACGGUCGACAUCGGCGUAUACAGAGCAAAUAUUAGCCACAUACCUAUUUCGCCUAUAAGUAGAGUAUCCGCCACCUGACUUCAGUGCCGAAGUAAAAUAAACAAAUUAAUGGUCACUGGUAACAUCGCGUACCGGUUGGCUGACAUUAGUGCAGGUCGACCGAGGUACUUGGUACUUUGGUACCUGCGAGAGUUACAAACAGUCGACAUAACAUGCAAGUGUAAUAUUAGAUAAUCCUGUUACCUGAAUGAGCGAUACACGUCCGUUCCUCAUCGUGUUACCAUUAGUUAAGUGUUAGCAAUUAUUAUAUAUGUUUUGUAAAUUAUAAUUAGUUUGAAUACAACCAGUUACGAUACUGCCAUCAAAUGCCUAAUUAGUUUUCAAUUAUUUUUUUGUUAUAAUUUUCGUAAGUUUAAUUAAGUUAAUGAAGUUGGUGAAAUUAUUAGUUAAUUGUGAUAGUAAACAGUGAUAAUUGUAUCGGAGUAGGUUCACGUUCGAUGCGCACGCGCAGCGCUGACGCGGCUCCAACACUAACACUCGGUCUCACUGCGUGAACACCUUACGACGAUUGGGUAACUAUAUUUAUUUAUUCAUUUUAUCUAACUUAAUUAUAGAUAAUUAGUUCAUAAAAACACCAUCAGAACGACGGUGUUAAAUCUAAAGUCUGAGGUAAAGAUGCCUUUAUAGAUUUUUAAACAUGUAAUUGACGGAAAUCGUAAAUAUAACUAUAAUCGCGAAUCGUGCAUCGUUCUACUAAUGUGUAUGUAAAUGAUAAUGUAUGUAAGUAAUAUUGACACUUAUUUUGUUAGUAUCAUAGCGUAUUGUUAAGGCGAACUGACGGCAGUGUAUCAAAAGGGAAUUAGAUUUGUAAGAGUGUUAUUGGCGUUGUACAAAGGAUAGUAUUGUUAGUAAUUAAACAAUGAAAUUGGCGCAUUACUGGCGAGUACCUAAUUAGAAUAGUACACGAAGCCCGCAGAGGCUAUACAUUCACGUAAUGUAAAUACAAAUUAUGCUUGACGUGUAAGGCGGCCGCUCGCUUUCGUUGCACUUCUAAAUUAUUUGCUAUUGUGAAAUAGGCCUUUUUCGCCUCUUCGUCUAAUUUAAUCUAUGGAACUCGUAGUAUGUAAACUUUUGAAUAUCAAAAUUGACUGACCGAUUCAUAGGUGACGUUUAAAUGGUUUGCUUCUGCUUGCUAUCUAUUUUUUAAUGAGUUUGCAUAAAAUAAGUGCCGCCGGUGUCGGGCCCCGCCCGCGCCGGACGGACACGACCGGCUCCGCACCGACUCGCGACGAUACCACCUCGUGUUUAUAGACAUACUACACAUACGGUUCUGUGUCACCUGUACUGACCCAAAGCCGCAUGUCAACGUAUUACAAUUGUAUAAGUAAGCGUCAAUUACCUGUAAACUAUACUAACGGUAAUCAUAAUGUACUUGUAAGAUAGCAUACCUAAACCAAUGUAACGAUCCCACGCAGCCAGUGCCGGAGCCGGCUCGUAGAUAAUACUGCAAAAAUAUUUUGACUGAUAUAGUUAUGUAAUAAACAUAAUAAUGUUAAUAUAUUUAUAAGGGUGUAACAAAAACUUAAUGCAUUUCACAAUUUCUUUACAGUCCAUAAGAGAAUAAUUAACUACAUGUAAGAUGUUACAUGCGGCAUAUCGAUGUUACGUGUAACAUUAUUGUGACGAAAUAUUUUCACAUUCGUAGUGUAAGGUUUGUUGUGUAUAAAAAUAGUGUUUCAAGUAUUUCGGGUAAAAGAAGGGUUGAACAUUUGUGUACAUUAGACAUUGUAUUAAAUAAAAAAAUAGUUAUGAAAUCGAGUGUAACGCCGUAAGAGAAUAUAUAUUUGGAAACGUUGACGAGUGUUUGUUGUAUGUAAUUACAUGUCACAGAUGGAUAUUUGAACUCUAAGUACAUAUAGAUAUAUAUUCUACGAGUUAAACUUCAUGUUUUAAUCAAAUAAUUACAGUAAUCAAUAUUUUGUUACAGUUACACGAACAAACACGUUUCGCUUGUCUUUCUUAUUUCGAUGUUUCCACACAUUUUGUGUCCACUUUUCAAAUAAAUAGAAUCACGGAUUGUAUUAGUUGUCGAGCGCGUCGGGGAGAGCGCCCCUCAGAUGGGCCCUGCUCCGGAUGGCGGCUCCACUAUUUAUAUAAGAGUUCAAUGCGAUUGAGUGUGCUGUAUUUCACGUAUUUAGUUGGGCUCGCUCAAUACCAAGACUUAUGCUUUCAGACGUAGCCUAUACUUUAAGUAUUAUCGAUACAUUAGGAUUCUAUGUUUAUACGUAGCAAAUCACAUUAGUUGCUGGUUGCUGUACCGUUGUCGAUGGAAUAAGGCUGUUGUUAUUUCGACCAAGUUAAGAUGUACAGAGUUAGCAGUACACACUCGGAGGCGUCUUGUGUCUCGUUGAGUCGUGCGCCGGCAUAGUCAAUCGAAUGUGGUCUGGUUUGCCAAGAGAAGUUACCUACAGUUGUGUUUAGUUAGCGAUGCAUAACGUGUUUGUACUAUAAUUUGUUUUUUAGUUGUACUCUUGGAAAUCAAUGGUUAAUAAUUUAAGAAAAUAAAUUGUAUGUGAAAUAUA
Molecule: messenger RNA, 8736 nt
Organism: Trichoplusia ni (cabbage looper)
Lineage: Eukaryota; Metazoa; Arthropoda; Insecta; Lepidoptera; Noctuidae
Gene: Hr4
Product: hormone receptor 4
Exons: 8
Coding region: 1926-4130 (734 amino acids)
Biological process (GO): regulation of DNA-templated transcription
Molecular function (GO): sequence-specific DNA binding; DNA-binding transcription factor activity; zinc ion binding
Source: RefSeq, a predicted model, not a curated record